Mesocestoides corti is the source of this 435-nucleotide messenger RNA. The record is from the annotation of a GenBank genome assembly. NCBI's taxonomy places the organism in Eukaryota, Metazoa, Platyhelminthes, Cestoda, Cyclophyllidea, Mesocestoididae.
AUGGACGAACAACGAGAGCAUUUCUUGAGGAAGUUCAGAGAGAUGGAUGUUGACAAAAGCGGUGUUCUAACUAAGGAUGAAGUAAAGACUUGUCUUCUAGCCUCGGGAUUUGACAAAAAAUUCAUCAAGCAAUUCAUACGGAAAUUUGAUGCUGAUGGCGACGGAAACAUCACAGAAGACGAGUACCUCCGUGUCGUGUGCAUUUUGCCCAAGAAAGAACAAAAGCUUGCUUUCUGGAGAAGUGUUUUUGACGACAUCGACAAAGACAAGUCUGGGAGAAUCUCGUGCCAGGAGCUGCAUCACCUUCUGAAGGACAUGGGAUUUCCAGUGAAGGUCUCCGAACUCAAGGACUGGAUACGCGGUCAGGACAAGAACAAUGACGGCGAAAUGGACUUCCAGGAGUUCGUCGCGUUUAUGUCGAAUGCAGAGGGCUAG